Messenger RNA from Daldinia decipiens, 4669 nucleotides. RefSeq lists its product as uncharacterized. The transcript has 2 exons. NCBI's taxonomy places the organism in Eukaryota, Fungi, Ascomycota, Sordariomycetes, Xylariales, Hypoxylaceae. The record is from RefSeq and is a predicted model, not a curated record. Bases 329 to 4549 code for a protein of 1406 amino acids.
GUUGGAGAUAUUCAGCUGGUAACUAGAAACUCUUUACUAAUAUUGACUAAUGUUGCUUGUAGAAUACUACCUAGCUCACGCAAUGACGUUCAUGUGAACCUCAUACCUUUGUAGCACAAUGCGUGCUUGGUUGCUAGCUUUGGAGGGAGACUACGAAGACUUUGGAGUACCUAAAGGCUGUAUUCUUUAGGUUACCAAAACAAAUCCUCAGCAAAGCUAAACGGCUUCUAUUGUAGACUUGUCCUCCUUGUCUACCGUUUCUAAUCAUUUGAUAUUGCUAGAGCUGGUUUGAUCUGUAAACCUCAAGUCCAUCACAAGCUUAGCGACAAUGUCGACAACCCAAGACUUCGAGGCACUCCUCGUGCCUAUGCAGCUGGAUGCCUUUAUUCUCAAUAAAGCUGUAUGCGGCACUGGAAAGAAAUACGAUAUGAGUGCUCAUAUCUGUCCCAUCACACAGCCUAACUAUACCUUUUUGCGCCUAGAAAACUUCCUGAUCCAAAGCGAUAUCCAAAAUCACGCCGACUUACACAACACGGCUCCGGCUGAAGUAAAUUCGCGUAUGACGGACCUAGGCGCGCGUCCUAAUCCCCAGCCAUUACGCCAUCGCUAUGGUGUUUAUGUCCAUUGGACGCUACCACGCUUCUACCGGUCAGGAGUGGCAUCUAGCGAGACAGUGCCUGAGGUUUCGCGUAAGCAAGAACGGCUUCAACGUGGAUUAAAAGCGACGCCCUCAGGGACCGAACAGCCUGCCCUUACUACGCCUGAUUUUGUUCAACCACCUACGCGUUGGGUUGUGGUACGUAGGAUCGACAUCGACAGUAUUCAACCAGAAACAGCCAAACCGGCGUUUGUCGGCCGUGAAUAUGAGGCAUGGGUGGUGGAAAGUGACCAUUUGUGGUCACUCGACGAGAUCCCGCUCAAUGUCGACUUGCAGACAGAUGUGGCACCUUUUGUCACAGGUAAAUCGGGCUCAGACGUCAAUAUUGAGGAGCAGGCUGAGGUUUUCAUCGGACGCAAGACACCGCUAGCUGAAUGGACUCCCGACGACCCCAAUUCGAACGUCCAGCCACCCAAUAUCAGCCUUUUACGCAGCGGCAACCAGCUCUUUGCCGAUUUUCAGAUGCACAACUCGAACGUCUUCAGCAUUCUUGAUAAUUUUGAGUACGCCGAUGAAAGCGGCAAGCCUCAGUAUCUAACCCAUGCUCAGGCUAGCUACUAUCUCCUGGGCUGGCAUUGGAAGGACGAUACCGACCCGCUCUGGAACUCUACCAAAUCCACUGCACAUGGGGCAAGCUUGGAAUCCCUCUUUAUGAAAAUGAAAGGUGCCGAUGGGAAUCCGGAUGACUGGAGCGACUGGCUAGACGAUACGAGUCAACUGAGAGCAUUAUGCCACGGCGCUAUGUACGACGUGAUUUGGGAUGAGGAUAAGAAGCCUGCUACAACGCCGGCAGACGGGUACAAUGCGCGCAUCAGCGACCCGACGCAAGCAGCCGUGUCAGUUGGAACUACUCCCAUGGAUGCACUAAUAUCUUAUUGCCAUGCUCGCAAGGGUGAAGGUAAUAUUGACCAGUUAGAAGAGGAUAUUCUUGCACUCGAGUCAUUACUGCUUUCACGCGACGACGGUGUCGAAGCGCAACGUGAGGCUAAGAAUACCAUCUACAAUUGGUCCUUCAAUCGCUCACCUGGAGGAUCACAUUUCCACUUCUCGGGCGAGGAUGAAUCUGGUAAACAGCCGGUCGAGCCUGAGCGACUGGCUGUUCUGAAGCUGUCUGAAUUAAAUCAAACACAGAGCCUAUUAGACAGCUGCAGCACUGCCAUGAAGCAAUACCGCUGGGACAUGUUCGCGCUGUGGUGGGGUUUUAUGAGCGACGUGGGCAACGGCGAGGGCAGCAGUAACGAAACCGAGACUGGGGAAUACCAAAAGAAAGUAAAUGCCCUAGCAGAACAUAUAGGCAGCUUGCAAAGCCGCAUAGACCAGUUGCAAAAAAAGAUUGCAGAUUUACUAAACCCGCAAGAUGGUUCACAGAACCUACUAGAGACAGCUAAAGCGGCAAGCAAGCCUGUCUUCUACCGUGCAAACGACCCGACGGUCCUCAUUGGUGGCAUCCCAUCUGGUUGGCCUAUUGAUUACCUGGAUAAGGUAGCUGUCCGCGCGCCGGCUCAGACCAUUCCCGCCAACGACGCUUCUAAUCUACCGGCUGCCUUAAAGGACUUGUGUGAUCUUCUAAAAAGGCAGCUCCCUGAUAUCCUUGGGGCACCUGCUAGUUCUUUAGUAACUGAGUUCUACGUCAUCCAACAAGAUGAUAGUAGUUCUAACGAGCCACCUGCGGGUACAUUUUACCCCCAGUUUCAUGAUCCCAAUACCGCCGUUUCGGAUGGGAGUUUACGCGACCAAUGGGGAAACCGACAGCCAUGGUUCCCCCUUUACGUCGAGUGGGAAACUGAGUACACGCAUGUACCUUUCAGCUAUUGGAAGCUCAGCGAACAUACGGCCCGUCUUUCAGUCAACGAAAUGGUACGCUACGGUAUCACCGUUCCCUCCACGGACGGCCAGGAGCCACCGCCACUAUGGAAGGCGCUACUUGAUGAGCAGAAAGUCAAUGGCCCGGACACGCGUGUGCUGUCUGGUCGGGUACUCAUCUUGCCGCAGCCUAGCUUCUCGCUUGGAGCUAAGAUAGCGCAGCUCUUUGACAACACACCGCCAGAUAUUCUGGACAAGUAUUUGUCGAAGGAGCAGCGUGAAAACUUACGUGCAAACGUAUCAAAGCUGUCAUACCUGUCGAUGCCGCUCUCUGGCUUUACUAAUGGCAUAGUAACACUAGCAGAGGGCAGCCACAUCAAACCUGAAAAUAAGACUAUUGACUCGGGGGUCGAAUCAAGCUCGGCUAUUGCUGCAGCAGUUAAUGAUAAGGCAGGUUUAAGUAAAGAACACAUUGAGCUAAUCAAGGGAGAGUCGGCCUCAACGCCGUACGUAGCUUUAGCCAACUUCCUCGACAGUGCAUGGUGCCCCUUUAAACCUGUGACCCAUGGGCAGUUUAGGUUCCGCAAGCUCAACAUCAUAGACAAGUUUGGCCAGGCUUUAGUUCCCAUCGAUCAAAAUCCCCAAGUCGAUGGCCCUCCACCCUUAUAUCCUUGUAUCAGUGAUUUCUAUGAGCCGCAAACCAUCAAGCUCGGGGACCAGGACUACGCCAACACAGUAAUCGAGGAUACCGCUGCCCAAUGCGAGUUCCUCCAACUUCCACCCCAAAUUAACCAGAACGCACGUCUUAACGCUAGCUUUGUCAAGCGUGUUUCCGACGAUCCAGACGACGAAAAAAACGGUUUCGGAGCUCUUAAGACACUUUCUAGUGAACCGGCUGGAUCGGCUACCUGGCGCCCGGCAUCUGAGUGGGAGAACCCAAUCUGGGGUUGGAUUAUUACAAAUUAUGCCGACUACGGUAUCCAACUGUUCUUAGCAGACGGGACCUUUUACCGUGAAGUUCGCUUCGGUGGACCUCUUGGGACGUUGGACGCGCCGAAGUGGCUACCUUUUAGUCCCGAUAAGGAUACCCAACCGACUCCAGAGACACGCCAGCUCGAUGCCCUCGUCAACAAACUCGUCGAUCGUGACUACCUCCAGGGCUUCUGGACCAUGAUAACGAAAGCACAAGAGACGCUGUCGGCUGCACCGAAUGACUAUGCGCAGUUUCUCAACUCUAUUGUGGGCAAGCCAUUAGCCCUAGUUAAUACGGGUUGGUCUCUCGAGCUCGACUCGCCGCCGCUAAAAAAUCAGAGUACCAGGACCAAGGUCAUGGAUCCAGAGCGCGACCUGACGAAGCCAACCGACGAUAAAGAUUACUAUCAGUUUCAAGUGCGACUAGGAGACCGCGAUGCUACCUAUGACGGGCUAGUGGGAUAUUUCGAUACGACAGCUCCAGGUACUGACGAGCUCAAUCUUGACUACAUUAGGACGUUCUUUGCUCCAGAUGACAAGGAAAUUGUGCCACUAAAACCUCUCAACACCAACGAAUAUCCACUCUUCACACCCUUCUGGGAGCCCCCCUUCCCAACCGAGCCUUCCUAUAGUAACCCAAUUGAGCCGGCAGACUUCGAUAACCGUCGCAACGCACGGAUGUCAGUCUUCGGUGCUAUCAUCGACCCAUUUACACCUAUACACGCGUAUUCAUCCUUCCUACCAGCGUCAGAACUACUGCUGCCAUCAUGGACGUGGCAGAAGGCUAUGAAUACUAUGACUGCAUUCUUCCAUGCGGGACCCCUGACACUACCACUCAGUGACGUGCCACCUUAUGAUCGCGCUCAGGUUCUUACGACACAGAAUGCUAGGGACAUUCCCAAGCGUGAUCUGCCCCUACUGUCGCUUGGCGCGGGCGACUGGAGCUGGUUCGAGCCGUACGCCGCUGAGGGAGAUGGGGACGGUGAUGCUGUAUUCAACCCCUUUGGCAUUGAGAAAAGGGGUGAUUUGACAAAGCCCGGAUUCCAGAACGGCCCGUAUACCGCCAUCGAGGGAUUCUUGCAGUUAAGGAAUCCUAUAAUGAUGCCCAAGGAGUAGAAGACACGGGAGGAGACUCCAAAGUAUCUAGUUUGAUAAAUCUCUGCGUUAUUAAGGAUCUCUUAUAAAUGGAUACUUAUUAUAACACGUUUAUUACGGUCGCCACUAUAAGAUGUGAAC